AGACGAGAAACCAUGGAGCGCAACAAGACGCGUCGGAGAGACUCAGCAAGCGGACGGGAAACGUGCCAGCCUCGGAGCCUUUUCUAGACUUCUUUCGGCGUCAGCGGGCAGACUUGGGGACGUCAGUGGGUGGACGCUGACUUCUGUGCAGGCGUGCGUAAAAGUGUCUGGAGAGGUGCCGGUAGAGAAAAACAGUCUUAGAGUCACCGUCAGCUACCAAAGGAUAAAGAACGGUCGAGGAGAAGUGAUUAUAAGGAAUCUGGAGUGGAGAGAGUAUACAGUGACGCUGUGUUUUGUGUUUUCAAUCAUGUUUGAGGAAUAGACACAGGGGGGUGCGCUGCGUAAAGUCACAGAUUUGUGUCUCAUGACUGUACAAGGAGCGGCUAGUUUCCUUUAAGGAAUCUGCGAAUCUGCGAGAGUUCUGCAAAGAAACAAGCACUGGACUUAUAGUGAGAACGAGUCUGUGAAAACUCCAGAACCAUGGUGAAGUUUCAGAACUCAGACCUGUGGAUAGCCUGGAUGGUUAUCUUCUGCAUGGAGGGUUCACGGUUUGAUCUGCACACAGGAAAAGUGUGUGUCCGGGCCCUGGAAGUGACCGUGUCCCAGAGCAGCAUCCAGGUGGCUCGGGGCCAGACGGCCAUCCUGCCCUGCUCCUUUACCACCAGCGCUGCCCUCACCAACCUCAACAUAAUCUGGAUGGUGAUCCCGCUGUCCAAUGCUAACCUGCCAGAACAGGUGAUAAUUUACCAGAAUGGCCAGGUGUUCACCCUACCUAACCACCUCAAGGGUCGUGUGGGCUUUGUGGCCACCAUGCCAAGCACAAGUGCCUCCAUCUUCAUCAAUAACACCCAGUUGUCUGACACUGGGACAUACCAGUGCCUGGUGAACAACUUUCCCGACGGAGGAGGACGUAACAUCGGAGUCAUUGGGCUCACGGUGUUGGUGCCCCCCUCAGUGCCAGCAUGUCGAAUCCAGGGAACGCUGGAUGUAGGCAGCGACAUCAUGCUGUUCUGCAGUUCAGAGGAAGGCAUUCCCACGCCAUCUUACUCCUGGGAGAAGCUUGAUGCACUGCCCAAGCUACCACACAACGCCAUGCAAGACCAGAUGCAGGGCACUGUCACCUUGAGAAAUAUCAGCACAAGCACCUCAGGGUUUUACCAGUGCACUUCCAGCAAUGCCAUUGGCAAGAGCACAUGUGUGCUAAAUCUGGAGGUUGUGGCACCCCAGCCGCAGAGUGUAGGUCUGAUUGCAGGAACCAUUGCUACAGGAAUCCUUGCUGUCAUCAUCUGUUCACUACUAGUUGUGGUUACACUGUUUUACUGGAAGAACAAGAACAAAUAUGAGGAAGAGGAGAUUCCUAAUGAGAUCAGAGAAGAUGAUUUACCUCCUAAGCGGUCAUCAUCAGUAAAGGCUUUCCAUGCAGAUGCCUCUUCCUCAGAGAACGACACACUGACUUCUACAAACACGUACAACAGUCGCUACUGGCACAACCCUAAAACCAACUACGACACUAACUCCUACACACGCUACAAUGGAGACACUCGUCAGACCUUUACAGCUGCUCCUACUGCUGCUGUACAUGGACCUCAUGGAGCCCACAGUCAUGGACAACCUCAGAACGCUACACAGGUCCGUGAAACAGCGGUCACAGCUCCAGGCUCCACCCCUUUAUCCCGCCACCCACCACCCACCACGGCAACGACCACAACAACAUCUUUUGCCAAUGGCGGCCACAUGCUCUCGCCACCCAAGACUCUAGUAGUCACAACAAACUCUGCCCCAUCCCCACCCGCCAUGGUGCGCAGCAACGGCACCGUAAGCCUCAAACCAGUGGUGACAUCCGCACACGGGCACCACACGCACUCUUAUGCUGUUAGCCAAGCGACGCUGGAGCGGAUGGGGGCAGUGCCGGUCAUGGUGCCCGCCCAAAGCAGAGCAGGUUCACUUGUUUAAAAACCUGAUUUGUGACUCUGCUAACAAGACUAAAAGAGUGUUUGGUUGGAAUGUUUGAGAUGUGCUAAGAAACACUGACUGAAUAUGGGCUGAAGCAGUCCACAACCCUUUACAGUUGUGUCUUUCAGUAAGACUUUUUUUAACCACAAACUAAAAGAAAAUAAAAAAGCUUAGGUUUUACAGUGCAGAGUUUAAUUGAUGCCAAUUCUUUGAUGGACAUAACGCUAUUUUUUCAGUUCCUUUUUGUUUGUGCUAUUUUUAGGGAUUUUCUGCUGGUGAAAACAGUGGGAUUGAUUUUUUUUGUUUGUUUGUUUAUUCCCAAACCCCUGGAUGAUUUCACAAGGCUGAAGUUCAAAAUCCUGCAAAUCACAGAAUUCUGGAUCUUCUUCAGGGCUGGAUCAUUGUUAUGAUUGUGUGUUUUGUUUUGUUUUGGGUUUUGUUUUUGACCCAAACCAGACAUUGUUUUUUCUUUUAGCGUGUCAGUUUGCAUGGUCACACAGACGUAAGCUUUGAAUCCCACAGCAUAAUGCAUGUGUCCUUUAAGUUAGUCAGCUUUAUUUCGCAUUAUUUCUUCACACUUUUAAGUUUUGAUUGACAUCAACGAUAAAAGUGGCAAAAAGUGAAUGUUGAAAGAAAUUAUUUAGAGUUCCCAAAAGCAUAAAAAGUGUAAAGAAUGAAAUGGUAGUUGAAAUGGCCUUAGAAGCUUGGAGUGGAAUGGUCAGGGGUAUUUGGUGCAAUAAACUACAUAGUGUAUGUCAGUGAAUGCAAACGUAAUUAUUUUAACGCACUUUUAGAGCAAAAUAAUAUCAAGAGCUUUGUCUUAUGAAAAUAGUUUUAUUCAUUAAAUGCUUUAUAAUCAAAAAUACAUCCAAUCCUCUCUUUCAAACUCUAUGAUUUCAAGUUGAUUAACAUGCUGGGUUACCAAACAAAAAGAGACCACUCUCCUGAUCUAAACUCUGACUUGCUGCUCAAUAUAGUGCUUGCUGUCACCAUCCUUAGCUGUAGUAUCUCUGACUCACACCAUGUCAGUGCUGCUUUAAGAUGGAAAAAAGAUGUCUUAUUUCAUACAUGCUUCAUAACGAAGCAAGAGAAUUUUUUACAGUAUUUUUGUUCUCAACUAAAGCUCACAUUUAGACUUUUUUAACUGUACAUAUUAAAACAGUAGGCUAGAUUGUGAGUCAAAAACAUUUUGUUUCCUCAUACACAUUACAUCUUACUUACAUCCUAAUGUUCAAACGGUUCUGGGUUUUUUUUUGUUUUUUUUUACUUCAAGUGGAGGCUACCUUUGAUUCUGCCUCACAGUGUUAUUUCAUACAAAUGUCUAUCUAAUAAAAUGUGUUUCUACAUGAGUGGGCACAUGUAGAAUGUAUAAACAACUGACACCUUUGGCUGUGUGUCAUAGAGUUGUGUUGCUGACCUUCUGUAAUUGUAUUUGAUCAAAUCUCACGGGCAGAGUAAGAAGCUGGAGUGUCUCCAGGUCUUUCCAAAUCUGAUCAUUCUCAUUUCUUUUUGUGCACGUAAUUUACCCCGGCUGCGAGCCGUAUUUUACAAAGUAAACAACUUCAUAACUUAUUAUAUUUAUUUGGAAUUUCAAUAUUACCUUAAACUUAAUACAGUAACUGUAUUUCAUUUAAAAUGUUACUCCUUUUUAAAUGAGUAAUGGACAAAUAUUCUGAAUGGCUAUUUAAAUUGCAUUUAUGGUAUUUAAAACUAAAGAUGCCAUUUUAAUUCUACCAAAUAGUUAAAUUAUUUCUUUCUUUGAUUUCUUUGACUGGAUCAAGUUUGAACUGAGUGGGUGUGUGUUUUAUACCAAUUUGCUGUUUGCAGUUGAUCUGCAACUUGCAUUGGUCUCAUUUCCCCUCCACACAUUUUGUCUGUUUGUAAUGAUGAAAUGACUUGUAGCUAAACUUCUCUCUACAGAGUUGAGAAUAGUCAAUUACAUGCAGGUUCUGUUUAGAGCCAGACUUAACCAAACACAAGCUUUGGCACAGCUGUUCAAUCUUGUAAAACCCACAUUUCUUUUUUUAUCCUCUUCUCAGUUCAUUGUCAUGUGAGGAAGAGCUACAUAAUUUGCAUCUACUACUAUAUAUAUGUGCACCUCAAUAAAUAAAACCAUCAUCAAAAAUGUAUUUUGUUAAUUCAGUUACAUAACUGCAAGUCAUCCAUGAUGCAUCAUAAAAUUAUUCUUCUAGUUUUGAUUAAGGUGGCUUACAGAUUGUAAAAUAUCAAAUUCUAUUCCAAGAAAGUUAAAAUAUUACAUAGAACAACAAAAAAAAUUUCUCAGAAAAGUUGCUAUGGCCUAUGUGAUAAUAUGAAUGAGUUGACAGUAGUCUUACAAGGACAGUAAAUAUUGCUGUACCCAAGUACAGAAAUGGAAAGAAAUUGAAAAAUUGUUAUAGAAGAAACUGGUAAAGUUACAUGGAUAACCAGUGCCUUAAGGAUAUUGUGGAACAAACCCAAAUUAAGACUUCAGGGGAGAUUCAAAAAACCUGGACUGAACCUGAAUUCAGUGUUUUAAAAGCCACCACACACAACACACAAAUGUAUCCAGGACGUGAAGUACAUUUUAUUUGGAAAAUCAAGGUCCUAGAGUAUGUUGGAUGAGCGAACAGGCUCCGAAGUUGCUUGGCAGUCAGUGAUCUAGGGGGCUGUGUCUUCUGCUGGUAUAGUUUCAGUCUGUUUUAUGAGAUUCAAUAGCAACGCUGCCAUCUACCAGAAAACGUUUGGGGCCUCAGGAUUCCCUCUGCUGACAAUAUGUAUUAAGAAGCUGAUUAAUUUUACUCACUGCUAAAAUUACUUGUACCAACUUUAAUGAUUAGAGUAUCACUUUGCAAAUUCUAACCUAACCCUUUCAGAGAAUCUACGGAGUAUUGUAAAGAGGACGAUGAGAAAUGCCAGAACCCGACAAUGCAGAUGAGGUAAAGGCCCCUAAUAAAGCAGCCUGGGCUUCUGAAUAGCCUCAUUCUGAUUGCCUCCAUACCACGCUUCGCCAGUGCAGUUAUCAUCUGAAAUGAGUCCAGACAGAUGUUGGAACCUUACAUAUACUGUUUGUAAAUUAGUCUUAUUUUAUAUGCAAAUUUUAAGAGAAACUAAUUUUAAGAUUUUUUUUUAGCUGUAAGCCAAAUCAUUACAUUGAAUAGAAAUAACCAUUUAAUAUCACUCCAUGUGCACUGUAUGUUUCACUUUUGGGAUUUGAAUUGCUAAAAUUCAUCUACAUUUUAGUGAUUUUCCCAUUUAUUGAGAUGCACCUGUAAGUACCUUAAAUCUAAAUAUGAUCUGGGUUUUUUUUGUUUGUUUGGGUUUUUUUUCGGACAAUUUAGCCAUAUAUACAACGUGUUCUGAUUUCUUUUAUUUUUUCCAUUUCCCACACUGUUCUUGCCCUGAUCUCCCAGUGCUUACAAGCAACUCCUCUUUUAUGGGUCUUUUUUUCUUUAUAUGUCUCUGAAAGUAUGGCAGGGUAGAAAAGUUAAAUUGAGCUUAUACUAUUUGUACUCCACACUUAUUUUGUAGAAUAUGUGUGAGAAUCUGCUUUGUCUUUAUCCCAGAUUUAUUGAGCAUGUCAUCUUAUGCCUCAGCCAUAAAGAUGGACUAUCAUGUAGAAGGUGGUGUAUGGCUUGUGUAUACAAAUAAGUGUGACAUGUUGCCAACAGUAAAACCAGUUUAAAUAUGUAAAUAUGUAAAGACGUGAAAAGCAAAAAAAAAAAAAAAAAACACUAUGUUCUAACAAUGGGGACAAGAUUAUAUAGGGGAAAAAAACAAAAACAUUGGACUAGUAAAUAAAUAUUGGUUAAUACAUUUUAUCUGUCACUCGUUUGUUUACAUUUCUGUGACCGUCUGAUACAUGUUUGUAACUUGCAAAAGUAUUUAUUCUCCUUGGACUUUUUCACGCUUUGUGAUUUACAUUCAGCAUAUUUUAUUGGGGCUUUAUGAAAUAAAAAGGUGUGAAUAUUUUAAAAGCAGAUGAGAGAUACAUAUAUAGUUUUCAGAUUUAUUACCAAAUAAAAACUCUAAAAAGUGUCAGUUUUGUGUCACACAUUUUGUGUGUAGGCCAAAUAGUUCAAUUUGACUCGCCUCAUCUGUUCAGAUCGCAUCUUCAACAUUUUUUGUAGUACAUCAAUUGAAGCAAUCUAAAAACAGGACUUCUUCUGAAACAGCUCGAGGAGUAUGGAUAUUUAUGCAGCCUUAUUUGUGAAAGAAAAAAAAUAAGCUGAAAUGGUGUUGUGCACUUUAAAGACGAUUGAGAUACAGACACUGAUGUUUUAUGUCUAGUAGACAUAGUAGACAGGGUAAACUGCAUUUUUCAGUGGUGUUUUAAACAUUAUUCAGACUCAUUCAUGGAGCCUCUGAU
Messenger RNA from Xiphophorus maculatus (southern platyfish), 6301 nucleotides. RefSeq names its product immunoglobulin superfamily member 11 (gene igsf11). NCBI's taxonomy places the organism in Eukaryota, Metazoa, Chordata, Actinopteri, Cyprinodontiformes, Poeciliidae. The record is from RefSeq and is a predicted model, not a curated record. Gene Ontology annotation, cellular component: cell-cell junction. Gene Ontology annotation, molecular function: ionotropic glutamate receptor binding. Bases 481 to 1953 code for a protein of 490 amino acids. The transcript has 8 exons. Gene Ontology annotation, biological process: homophilic cell-cell adhesion.